Zalophus californianus (California sea lion) is the source of this 1524-nucleotide messenger RNA. RefSeq lists its product as uncharacterized. The record is from RefSeq and is a predicted model, not a curated record. The annotation marks the transcript as partial. The transcript has 8 exons. Lineage: Eukaryota; Metazoa; Chordata; Mammalia; Carnivora; Otariidae.
CACCCGGACCCCGGCUGGAGCCUUUGGAAAAUCUCUGACCCGAGAAGCAGAGAAAAUCGCCUCUGGGACCGCAGGGCGGCGGGACAGCCCGAGCGCCUCCCCCCAACUCCCCCAAACCAAGGCCUCAUUUCAAGACUUUUGGCAGCGAAAAUCGCCACCAAGGCCAAUCCAUGGGGUGAGAAUUCACUGAAGCCUGACAGUGUCCGGGCCCAGCUGGAGACAUCCCUGAAACGGCUGCAGUGCCCCCGGGUGGACCUCUUUUACCUGCACCUACCUGACCACGACACCCCCGUGGAGGAGACGCUGCGUGCCUGCCACCAGCUGCACCAGGAGGGCAAGUUCGUGGAGCUUGGCCUCUCCAACUAUGCCGCCUGGGAGGUGGCCAAGAUCUGCACCCUCUGCAGGAGGAACGGCUGGAUCCUGCCCGCUGUGUACCAGGGCCGGUACAACGCUACCACCCGGCAGGUGGAAACAGAGCUCUUCCCCUGCCUCAGGCACUGCGGAUUGAGGUUCUAUGCCCACAACCCUUUGGCUGGGAGCCUGCUGACGGGCAAGUACAAGUUUGAGGACAAGGACGGGAAACAGCCUGUGGGCCGCUUCUUCGGGAAUAACUGGGCUGAGACCUACAGGAAUCGUUAUAGUUACACAGCUGUUGGAAUCAGCCUUCUUCCCUUACUUUUCCACUUUCUAAAAUUUGGAAACGCUAUCAAAGGAAUACAGGCCCAUGGCUCAAAGCAACCCGUUGCCAAGUUGCACUCUUCAGAGGUGUCCAGGUUUAGGAGCCAAUGCCCCAAACAGUGUUCUCAAGAUUUCUCACCACCAGGGCCUGGGCUUCACCCUGCAGAACUGAGGCCUGAUGGUUUUGAGCUUGACUGUUCUUCAUGGUUUACAAGGCAUGCACCAUCAGGGUGCCCACAGGGACGCGGUCAUCCUUGGCAUGUCCUGCGUGGAGCAGCUGACACAGAACUUGGCAGCGACCGAGGAAGGGCCCCUGGAGCCGGCCGUGGUGCAGGACUUCGAUCGAGCCUGGCACCUGGUCACCCACAAAUGUCCCAACUACUUCCGCUAGGGCCAGUCCUGGCUUGAGGUGGCAGAGGGCCUCCUCCGUCUUGGUCACUUCUUUUGACACUCUCACCCUGGGCCUUGAAUGGCUUUAUUUGGCCUGUUCUUUCUCCACAGUGUCUGCUCACGAGCUGUUUAUUUCCUCCAUUCCCACAAUGCUCCCAGCUGCCUUCAUGAGAGAAGGCUGUGCUGUGACCCACUCAGGCGUGUCCUGCUUGGACAGAGCAGGCGCUGGACCCGGCUGCCCAGCUGCUCUGCUGCCUGUCCUUCCCAAGGGCUUGUGGGGGAGGAGGCAGGAGUGCAGGCUUCCCAGCCUCCCGUCCGGAAUCCAGCCCGACCUCUGGACAGGGCAGCUGGAGGUGGCCCUCUCUCUGCUACACACAAGAGAAAGGGCCAUAUGCCCUGAAGGUUUACCUACCAUUAGAGUCACUCCCAAGAAUAAAAGUUCCCAGGAUGCUGUGG